UUCAUUAGAGUUUUGGACCCACAAAGGCGACAAAGGUAAAAGAUUUGCCCAACGACAGCUAAUUUCUUGUUACAAUACCCAAUCAUCUCAUAUAACAGACAUGAAGCCAAAGUCAAAAUUAUCCUUUGACGUAACUUUUUUCCUUGCAGACCAUUAUGAACAGAUCAACCGUUGACCAAGCUAAUUGCACCAAAUCAAGGGCUCAGAUUUCUCUCAAAGCAUUCAACUUUGAUAAAACCCUAGGUAUAUAAAGAACUAUGGGGGCAGGUAGAGUAGAAGAAGAUGAUGAGGUUUGCACAGCCAAGCAAAACAACAAAAGAGGCACUUUCUAAGAUCUCACAGAAGCAAUUAAAAUAAAGAGGGGUGAAGAGGAAGAGCACUGACCUGAUACUGACGAAUUCCAACUUCCAUGAAACUCCCAGACCUGCAAAACCAGUCAUGUUCUGCUCCAUCCAGAAAUUCCUUUUCCAACCAUCAAAAACACAAAGAAAAGAGACAAAAGACAGCAAGGGAGAAGAAAAGAACAAGGCAGAAGAAAAGCUCUCACCUUGCUUGGGAUGCUUGAAUGGUCCUUGCCUUGGGCAUGAGCACACCAAUUCAAAGCACAGAGUUGCCGCCAUAAACGUCACGAGCGCCAGAGCUGCCCGUUCUGAUUUUGCCAAGUUCACCACUUCUACCCUCUUCUCCAAUUCUCAUUUCACCAACCAUGAAUCCAUCCCUUCCUUGCUGGAUUCCUUCUUCCACUUUGCCGAAGCCUUUCCACUGUAUCAUGAAACCCAGCUGGCUGAUGAUAUCAGAGAGAGCGAGUACGGCCACCUCGCCGAUCAUGUAUGUCUGGAUUAUAGUGGAGUUAACCUCUUCUCUCAUGCGCAGAUGAAUCAGUCGAUUGCAACGUCGUCUUCCUCCCCUCCGCCGCCGUCAGCCUGGCGGCCUCCAUUUUUCAGUAUCUCGUAUAAGUCUGCAAGCCUCAAAUCUGAGGUGAAGUAUGGGGAGAAAGAUAGCGGCUUUGAAUUUGCCAUCAGGAAGAGAAUUAUGAGUUUUCUAAAAAUAUCAGGGGAAGAUUAUGGCAUAGUUUGUACUGCCAAUAGAACAGCUGCUUUCAGGUUGCUGGGAGAAACUUAUCCAUUCCAAUCCAAUAAGAGGCUGCUAACAGUUUAUGAUUAUGAAAGCGAAGCAGUGAGUGCAAUGGUGGAGAGUGCUGAGAAGAGAGGAGCAAAGGUCAUGUCUGCAAGCUUUUCCUGGCCUGGCAUGAGGAUUCAGACUGCAAAGAUGAAGAAGAUGUUGAGCAAGAGAAAGAAAGAAAAGAAGAGAGGUUCGCUAGUCUUUCCACACAUGUCCAGGAUGACUGGAGUAAGGUAUCCUUAUUUGUGGAUGAAACUGGCAAGGGAGAAUGGCUGGCAUGUAAUCCUUGAUGCUUGUACAUUAGGGCCAAAGGAUAUGGACACACUGGGAAUCACAUUGAUUCAACCAGACUUCAUCAUUUGCUCCUUCUUCAAGGUGUUUGGGGAGAACCCAGCUGGGUUCGCAGCUCUGUUCAUCAAGAAAUCCAGCAAAGAAGUAUUACAGACAUCCAUUUUGGCAAGAAGCAUUGGGAUGGUAAGCAUUGUCAGGGCAGGAAAGCUGUCUGACUUACCCGAGGAGGAGGUGGAUACUACAAGUUCUUUUUCUGGUCCGAUUCCCUCCAACUCAAAACAGAAGCAAUCAGAGAUAUAUGAGGAAGGUGAGACAUCUGAGCCUGGUGGACCUCCAGUCAGUACAGAAGCAGAAGAAGAAGAUAAAGAACAACAAGAAGCUUAUGAAGGUAAAGAAGAGAAAGAAGAAGAGGAGGAAGAGGAGCUGUCAUCAGAAAUUGUAGAAGUACUGAGAAAGUCUACCAAACACAACAGUGAGGAGAUAGAAAACCAAGUGGAGGUUGAAUUCAAUGGCUUAGAUCAUGCAGAUUCUCUUGGUCUUCGAGUUAUACAUAACAGACUUAGAUGCAUAACCAAUUGGCUAGUAAUUGCACUGACGAAGUUGCAGCAUCCUCACUCUGAAAAUGGUAAUUCAUUGGUAAAGAUUUACGGGCCACGAGUAAAAUUUGACAGAGGACCUGCAUUGGCAUUCAAUGUGUUCGACUGGAAAGGAGAGAAGAUUAAUCCUGUGCUUGUUCAGAAGCUGGCAGAUAGAAGUAACAUUUCACUAAGCUGCGGAUUCCUUCAAAAAAUCGAAUUUUUAGAAAAAUAUGAACAUUUGAAGGAUACAGUUCUAGAGGAAAGAGUCCUUGAGAACACAAUAGUUUCAGAUAAUAAAAAGAAAGAGGAUCAUAAUCUGGGGAUAGCCGUUGUAAAUGCUUCAUUUGGUUACCUGGCUAAUUUUGAAGAUGCUUACAGGCUCUGGGCUUUUGUUGCCAAGUUUCUGGAUGCUGAUUUUGUUGAGAAGGAGAGAUGGAGAUACGUGGCUCUUAACCAGAAAAUGAUUGAAUUGUAGACUGAGGAAUGACCAAGAAUCCAUUAUUUUACUGCUCCUCCUUUUCAAACUUUGCAGAUGGGGGACAAUAUGGGAGCAUUCAAAUUUCCUAUUCAUUCAUUCUUUGUAAAUGAUGUGCAAUGUUGCAGAAGUCAAUUGAACGAUUUAAACUUCAAUAUUUUUUUUUGAAAUCAUUAAAGAUACUAGCUGAGAGUAGUAACAAAUGUCAAACAAUUUAUGUCAUGCAAUUGUUUCAUAUAUUUUACUUCUUUA
Molecule: messenger RNA, 2718 nt
Organism: Dendrobium catenatum
Lineage: Eukaryota; Viridiplantae; Streptophyta; Magnoliopsida; Asparagales; Orchidaceae
Exons: 1
Coding region: 439-2466 (675 amino acids)
Source: RefSeq, a predicted model, not a curated record